AUGGUCGCAUCCGAGAUGAUGUUCGGCCGCAGAGCCUGCCCUGGACAGCAUGUCGCAGAUCAGUCUCUCUUUAUCAACACCGCUUUGGCGCUGUGGGCGUUCAACAUAUCGCAGGAUUCAGCCAGGCCCAUCGAUAUAUUAGCGUUCACGGACGCCGCCAACGCUCAUCCUCUGCCGUUCGCACUCCGUUUCGUACCAAGAGUCAAAGGUUUGGAGGCAAUGCUCGGUGAUGUCUAG
Messenger RNA from Postia placenta MAD-698-R-SB12, 237 nucleotides. RefSeq lists its product as hypothetical. The record is from RefSeq and is a predicted model, not a curated record. Lineage: Eukaryota; Fungi; Basidiomycota; Agaricomycetes; Polyporales; Adustoporiaceae. The transcript has 3 exons. Gene Ontology annotation, molecular function: oxidoreductase activity, acting on paired donors, with incorporation or reduction of molecular oxygen; heme binding; monooxygenase activity. Bases 1 to 237 code for a protein of 78 amino acids.